This is a messenger RNA of Heterocephalus glaber (naked mole-rat), 6013 nucleotides long. RefSeq names its product ABL proto-oncogene 1, non-receptor tyrosine kinase (gene Abl1). Gene Ontology annotation, molecular function: non-membrane spanning protein tyrosine kinase activity; ATP binding; protein binding. Lineage: Eukaryota; Metazoa; Chordata; Mammalia; Rodentia; Bathyergidae. The record is from RefSeq and is a predicted model, not a curated record. Gene Ontology annotation, biological process: protein phosphorylation.
UGGCCUCGUUGUGGAGCGGCUCGUAAUCCAUCAUGGCGGCUGAGGGGCUCGGUGUCUGUCCCUGAGCGGCGCCGGAGCCUGAGCCGGUUUCCCGUCCUGCGGCGGACGAGCUCCUCGGUGGUCCACGGCCUCUGCUGGCAGGGGGAAGGCUGGGUGCCUCGGCGGAGCUCGGGGGAUGUAACUGCUCGGCCGCGGCGGUGGGGGCGUCCGGAGCCGGGGGAGGGGGUGUCUCGGACCGAGACCCCUGGGCUGCGGGCAGCGGAGGCGACCGGGCCUCCUCUCCCCUGUGACGGCCUCCUGAUUUCGGGGCCGCGAGAGACCUUCGUCCCUUACACCCCUGUCCCGGAUCGGGGACACCGAGGGUGGUCUCAGUUUCCCCCGACCUGGGACACCCCGUUUCCUGAGGCUGGAGGAGCGUCGACCCCCGAGUAAGCCCCCCAUGACCCGUCCCGGCAGCCUCCUCUCCCCCGCGAGCCGCCUUUUGCUCCGGAUCCCGGCCCCAAGUUUGGCCACAGAACCCCCCAUUCAAAUCCCUUCCUGCUGUCAAGUGGCCUCCCCUGUCCCCCAGAUUAUUCCCGCGAGUCUGUAAUGCCCUGACUUCUUCCAAUGUCACCUACGGCCCCCCUGGACUCAGCGAAGCCACAAACUUUAAUGGAAAGGAAAAGUCUGGAUUGGUUUCACAGGCCUUUUAAAAAGCGGACUUAAAAGUUGCUGGCAACGCAUUCCUGCCCAGUCUGACUGGAGAGCAAGCUUCUGUGAAAUCUGAGUGACCUGUGUCCUCUUCCGGAGAGCAGCUAGGGUGGAGAAACCAAGAUAGGGGAAUGGUGACUUCCACAGGAAAAGUUUUGGAGAAGCAUCUGAAGAUGGUCAACGUUUCCUUUAUGCUUGGGAAUAGAAAUGAAUUUAGUGUCCUUGGUACUUUUCAGCAACCCCUGUGAAUAUUUCGGUUUAAGUUUUUCUUCUCGAGAAAGAAACUCAGUACGUACAGUAUACUUAAAAUCAAGAAACUUUUGGGUUGCAGCGUAAUUAAAAUUGAUACACUGUGGAAAUCAUUGGAACUCUUGUUUACAUGUGUCAAUCUGAACUCUGCUCCCUUUUUUUGUGGAAGACAUUUUUCUGAGAUUAGCCUCAGUUGCUGUCUUGGGGAGCUGCAGUGAAUGUGAAAGCCCACUGACUGUUCUGGAAGAUCUUGAACCCUCUUCUGGCAAGGGGUACCUAUCAUUGCUUUAUGGGGCAGCAGCCUGGAAAAGUUCUUGGGGACCAAAGAAGGCCGAGUUUGCCUGCCCUGCAUUUUAUCAAAGGAGCAGGGAAAAAGGAAUCAUCGAGGCAUGGGGGUCCACACUGCAAUGUUUUUGUGGAACAUGAAGCCCUGCAGAGGCCAGUAGCAUCUGACUUUGAGCCCCAAGGUCUGAGUGAAGCUGCUCGUUGGAACUCCAAGGAAAACCUCCUUGCCGGGCCCAGUGAAAAUGACCCCAACCUUUUCGUUGCACUGUAUGACUUCGUGGCCAGUGGUGACAACACUCUAAGCAUCACCAAAGGUGAAAAGCUCCGGGUCUUGGGCUACAAUCACAAUGGGGAGUGGUGUGAAGCCCAAACCAAGAACGGCCAAGGAUGGGUCCCGAGCAACUACAUCACACCUGUCAACAGCCUGGAGAAGCAUUCCUGGUACCACGGGCCUGUGUCCCGCAAUGCCGCCGAGUACCUGCUGAGCAGCGGGAUCAACGGCAGCUUCCUGGUGCGGGAGAGCGAGAGCAGCCCUGGCCAGCGCUCCAUCUCACUGCGCUACGAGGGCCGGGUGUACCACUACAGGAUCAACACCGCCUCCGAUGGCAAGCUCUACGUCUCCUCCGAGAGCCGCUUCAACACUUUGGCCGAGCUGGUUCACCACCAUUCCACGGUGGCCGACGGGCUCAUCACCACCCUCCACUACCCCGCGCCCAAGCGCAACAAGCCCACGGUCUACGGUGUGUCCCCCAACUACGACAAGUGGGAGAUGGAGCGCACGGACAUCACCAUGAAGCACAAGCUGGGUGGCGGCCAGUACGGGGAGGUGUACGAGGGCGUGUGGAAGAAGUACAGCCUCACCGUGGCGGUGAAGACCCUGAAGGAGGACACCAUGGAGGUGGAAGAGUUCUUAAAAGAGGCUGCAGUGAUGAAGGAGAUCAAGCACCCCAAUCUGGUGCAGUUGCUCGGGGUCUGCACUCGGGAGCCCCCGUUCUACAUCAUCACCGAGUUCAUGACCUAUGGGAACCUUCUGGACUACCUGCGGGAUUGCAACCGGCAGGAGGUGACUGCCGUGGUGCUGCUCUACAUGGCCACGCAGAUCUCCUCGGCCAUGGAGUACCUGGAGAAGAAGAACUUCAUCCACAGGGAUCUCGCUGCCCGAAACUGCCUGGUAGGGGAAAACCACUUGGUAAAGGUGGCAGACUUUGGCCUGAGCAGGCUGAUGACGGGGGACACGUACACAGCCCAUGCUGGAGCCAAGUUCCCCAUCAAGUGGACCGCGCCCGAGAGCCUGGCCUACAACAAGUUCUCCAUCAAGUCCGAUGUCUGGGCGUUUGGAGUACUGCUUUGGGAAAUUGCUACCUAUGGCAUGUCACCGUACCCCGGAAUUGACCUGUCCCAGGUGUAUGAGCUGCUGGAGAAAGACUACCGCAUGGAGCGCCCGGAAGGCUGCCCGGAGAAGGUCUAUGAACUCAUGCGAGCAUGUUGGCAGUGGAAUCCCUCUGACCGGCCGUCCUUUGCUGAAAUCCACCAGGCCUUUGAAACCAUGUUCCAGGAGUCUAGCAUCUCGGACGAAGUGGAAAAGGAGCUGGGAAAGCAAGGUGUGCGAGGGGCUGCGAGCACCUUGCUGCAGGCCCCCGAGCUGCCCACCAAGACGAGGACCUGCAGGAGAGCAGCCGAGCACAGAGACGCCCCCGAUGUGUCUGAGAUGCCCCCCACCAAGGCCCAGGGAGAGAGUGAGCCUCUGGACCACGAGCCUGCCGCGUCUCCGCUGCUCCCCCGGAAAGAGCGAGCUGCUCCAGACGGAGGCCUGAAUGAGGACGAGCGCCUCCUUCCCAAAGACAAAAAGACCAACCUGUUCAGCGCCCUGAUCAAGAAGAAGAAGAAAAUGGCGCCAACCCCUCCUAAGCGCAGCAGCUCCUUCCGGGAGAUGGACGGCCAGCCCGAGCGCCGGGGGCCGGCCGAGGAGGACGGCCGGGAAGCCAGCAACGGGGCGCCGGCCCUCCCCACCUGCGACACCGCUGAGCCUGCCAAGUCGCCAAAACCCAGCAACGCAGCUGGCGUCCCCAACGGAGCCUUCCGGGAGUUGGGGGGCUCGAGCUUCCGUUCUCCCCACCUGUGGAAAAAGUCGGGCACGCUGACUGGCAGCCGCUUAGCAGCCAGUGAGGAGGAGGGCGGUGGCAGCGCCAGCAAGCGCUUCCUGCGGUCCUGCUCCGCCUCUUGCGUGCCGCACGGGGCCAAGGACACUGAGUGGCGGUCAGUCACGCUGCCUCGGGACCUGCAGUCCACCGGGAGGCAGUUCGACUCAUCCACCUUCGGAGGGCACAAGAGUGAGAAGCCAGCCCUGCCUCGGAAGCGCGCGAGCGAGAACAGGCCAGACCAGGCCGCCAGAGGCACCGGGACGCCCCCGCCCAGGCUGGUGAAGAAGGCCGAGGAAACCGCCGACGAGGUCUUCAAGGACGCCACAGAGUCCAGCCCAGGCUCCAGUCCCCCCAGCCUCACCCCCAAGCUCCUGCGCCGGCAGGUGGUGAUGGCCCCACCCACGGGCCUCACCCACAAGGAAGAGGCCGGGAGGGGCAGUGCCUCGGGGACCCCUGCAGCUGCUGAGCCAGGGCCCCCAGUCAGCAGGGCAGGCACAGGCACCCCUGGGGGACCCAGCAAGGCCCCCGCUGAGGAACCCAGGGUGAGGAGGCACAGGCAUGUGUCUGAGUCCCCGGGCAGGGACAGGGGGAGGCUGUCCAAGCUCAAGCCCGUGCCGCCACCCCUGCCCGCCUCUGCGGGGAAGGCUGGGAAGGCCUCACAGAGCCCCGGCCAGGAGGCCGCAGGGGAGGCCGGUACAAAAGCCAAAGCCUUGGGUCUGGCUGUGGAUGCCGUGAGCAGUGACGCUGCCAAGCCCAGCCAGCUUGUGGAGGGCCUCAAAAAGUCGGUGCUGCCUUCCGGGCCCAAGCUGCAGUCGGCCACCAAGGCACCCGGGACCCCCAUUAGCCCGGUACCUGCUCCCUCUGUGCUGCCUGCAGCAUCCUCGGGCCUGGCAGGGGACCAGCCGUCCUCCACCGCCUUUGUUCCCCUCAUAUCCACCCGGGUGUCACUCCGGAAAACCCGCCAGCCCCCAGAGCGGAUCGCCAGCGGGGCCAUCACGAAGGGUGUGGUCCUGGACAGCACCGAGGCACUGUGCCUCGCCAUCUCCAGGAACUCGGAGCAGAUGGUCAGCCACAGCGCAGUGCUGGAGGCCGGCAAGAACCUCUACACGUUCUGCGUGAGCUACGUGGAUUCCAUCCAGCAGAUGAGAAACAAGUUUGCCUUCCGAGAGGCCAUCAACAAGCUGGAGAACAACCUCCGGGAGCUGCAGAUCUGCCCAGCGACUGCAGGGGGUGGCCCCGCGGCCACUCAGGACUUCAGCAAGCUGCUGAGCUCCGUGAAGGAGAUCAGCGACAUCGUGCAGAGGUAGCAGAAGCCAGGUUGCACCAGCUGGAGCUGCCUGCAGCCCGAGAGGGUUCACCAUGCCUGUGACGGUGGCUGACCGUGAGCUGGCACCUCAGCCGGGGGCCAUGCACCGGGCGGCCACACCCGUGGGCCAGCCCUGCUACCUAUGUUCCGCACUCUCUGGCCCCUUGGCCACGUGGUCCUCACGUUGCAUCUGGAGUUCCCGCUCUCUGGACUCCUCAGCUGGCCAGGACCCACCAGGCCUGGCCCACUGAGCACCAUGGACGGAGCUCUGGGGCCGGCGGACGGAGACCGUUCCUCUCAAGUUCCUGUCUGGAGACCCUCCUCCGGCUGUGCCUUCCGUGUCAUACCCCACCCCGCAGAGGGAGCCCCCAAGCGCCUGCCGCUCUGAAGGCCCCUUGGGAGAGCCCCUUCCUGGGAAGGGUGUGCCCACCAGCGCCCCAGGCCCGUCACUCUGUGCUUCCGCUGCCCACCCCAGGCUGGCCCGCUCGCCGUCUCCGCGUGAGGGGAACUCGGAUAUGAGCCAACCAGCCUCUGAGCCCCACAUGUCUGGGCCCAGCCCCUCGAUGUGUGCUGCGAGUCCUGGGGAAAGCUUGGGUCUCCCGGGUGGCAGCGGGGCCGCCGAGGGCCAGCUUCCGACCAGGCUCCUCGCCCUCCUGCUCCUCCGAGACGCCACGGGGCCUUGCAGGGCCUCCGUGACCACACAGCCUUCCGGCCGAAGCCCUGCCUCCACCCAGCCGCUGGGCACUGCACACGGCAGGAGCGGACUCCCAGCUGCACUGCGCCCUCCCGGUGUCGCCCGAAUGUGAACUGCACCGUGCGCAUCGCGUGGCCUGGUGUUUCUGUGGGCCCAUGGUGAGAACGGAGAGACCUGGGAAGGAUGGCACACUCAGUGCCUUUUCCCGGGCUGCCCGGCCCCAGCAGAUGCAGACGGCCAGCAGCCUCCAGGCCGGGUGUACUCACCGGCUCAACUCGGACUCUGGUGCGGUUCUCGCAGCACCUCAGCAACCCGGAGGCCCCACCACACCCGCAGCGGCCUCACAGAAGAAACCAAACACCUCCCAGCCCCGCCGCCGCCCCAGUCCGCCCAGUACUGGCCCCUUCCUGUUAACCUGCCAUGCCGCUCUGUUUUGCAUUUAUACUUUGGUAAUUACACUCUUUUAUAGACUUGCUCUUUUAUAAAUGGCGUGUAAAUAGUUUUCCACUGUGCUCCCUCUGGAGUGUCCGUGGUCUCCCCAUUUUUCCCUUGAUCCAGUACAUUUUGUUUCUGUAUAUGACUCUUUGUGUUUUUUGAAUCAAGAUCUCUCCUCUGUAGUAUUUUUUAAAUAAAUAAGUGUUUACAGAA